Molecule: messenger RNA, 618 nt
Organism: Iphiclides podalirius (scarce swallowtail)
Lineage: Eukaryota; Metazoa; Arthropoda; Insecta; Lepidoptera; Papilionidae
Source: the annotation of a GenBank genome assembly
AUGGAGUCAAACAACAAUAUAGACAGUCGAAGAAGCAGUAUAGUGACACCUCCUGACAUAGUGCGGGGUGUGGAAAAUUAUACUGAGGAUGAACUAGAAGCGCAUAGAGUAAAAUUGCAAGAGCUGCAGCUGAAACAGAAAUUGAUGGAGGAACAGAACAAGAAGAGGAAAGAGAUGCUAGCAAAAGCGUUAGCUGACAGGACAAGACAAACCGAAGAGGAAGUGUUAAAACUAGAGAAAAUAAAGAAAGAGCUGCAAGUUCUAGAUGGUCAGUUUUCACAAGACGUUGCUGUGUUGAGGAAGAAGAUUGACCAAGCUUGCUUAAGUUAUUCAGAAGCUGAAAAACACUACCUGAAGGUGGAGAAGGAGUUCUUGCAGGCGAAAAUCUGUCUGCAGAAGGAGAGGGAGAAGAAGGAGCUGCUCACGGAACAUUUGUGCGCGCUGAUCACGCACAACGAGACGCGGAAGGCGCAAAAGUUGGAAACCCUGAUGCUGGAACUGGCCACGGACAAAAGGGCCAGUGUCAGCGAAGUGGGCAGCCCAGUAGAGGACAGAGCGCCAGUUAUAGAAGACGGCGUGGACCAGAGAACAGGGAAAAUGGUGGAGAUGCAAGAAAGC